Molecule: messenger RNA, 3425 nt
Organism: Chara braunii
Lineage: Eukaryota; Viridiplantae; Streptophyta; Charophyceae; Charales; Characeae
Source: the annotation of a GenBank genome assembly
AGUUUCUUUGGAGUCGCAAAAAUCCUCGGAGUCGGGAGAAUUCUUGUUCUUCUUCUCUCCCCCGCCUCCCUGAAAAUACCACUUUCAUUAACUUUUUUAAAACAUAGAAAAAUUCUCUCUUAAGAUGGAGGACGACCUGUGUAUCGGAAUCGAUUUCGGUGCAUCGAAUCUUCGUGCGGCGGUCUACAUCCAGAAGGCAGGGGAGUGCUUCCCCAUUCCGAAUGACUUUUUGAGGACAUGGACUCCGUCCGUGGUCGCGUGUGGAGAAGACGACUGUCUCGUCGGGGAGUACGCGAAGAGCCACAACCGGGACCAACAAGCCGGGGGCAUGGAGGUGUUCUUCGAGGUCAAGCGGGCGAUUGGAGGGACGUCGGCGGAUGCGUUUGGUGAAAAGGACGGUAAGCCCAAGGGGCUCCCGUUCAAGAAAACGAUGUCGGGGUUCCGGGCAAACAUCCCGAAAAUGAUGAAAAGCGUUUCAGUUGAAGAUCUGUUGUCACUGCUGCUGGCAAGGAUCAAAAGGGACGCAGAGAGUUUUCUCUCUCGUCCUGUGAAACGCGAUGUGAAACGCGCAGUCAUCGCGGUUCCGGGACACUUCACAGCGCCGCAGGCAAAUGCUAUCUCCUCGGCUGCGAAGCGUGCUGGACUGGACAUUCGUCUUGUGCAUGAACUUCAGGCGGCAGCUAGAGCUUUCUGCUUCGACAACAGAGGACGAUCGACAGCCGCACACACGGGAAUUGUGAUGCUGUUUGACCUCGGGGACUCACACCUGGAUAUUGCCCGGGCCGACAUCCAAGCGUCGAGAGUGGUAGCGUUCUCUCACGUCAUAAGGGACAAGGCGACGGGAGGGAGAGUAUUUGACGAAAUCAUCAGGUCGCGUAUGUAUGAUUCGCGGCCGCGUGGUAGUGCGGAGGUUAGUAGUGCUCCCAGUCGAUGGCGAGUGAAGAGAGACUGUGUGGAAGUCAAGGAGAAGGUGUGUUCGGACAAGCUGUCUUCCAAAGAUGAAGCCUAUCUUCCGGCGAGGGUAACACCCCUCGAUCAUGGGGGGCAAGAGGUGCCCACCCCUAGGUCGUCGGACUUCUACAGUUUGAUCGAUAGCGCGGUUAAGGGGUGGAAGAAGGGCUUGGAUACGCCACUCUCUAAAAUCAGGAGUCCUCAAGGACCUGCGAUUAUGAUUCUUCUCGCUCUUGGUCGCUCUUGUAAGAUUCCAUCGGUUCGAACCAUGCUGGACAAAUUUGGUAGCAAGUUUAAUUGCCCUGUAAAGUAUUUGGGUGAUGACACCAUCGCUCGCGGUGCAGCGAUGAUGUGGGAUGAAGCCUUAGUUCCCGCUGGGGCCAUGGCCAUGGCGGAGGAGAGGUCUCUUGGCUCGACUUCUGGCAGGGAUCAGAGCGUGCCGCUAUUGGGUCGGCAGCCCGAGACGAGUCAUGACCCAUCGGGAGACCUCUGCGGAUGCUGGACCCAGUUGAACGGGGGUGCGAGUUCUGGACACCCGCCCUACCCCCCAGGAGGCAUUUCAUACUCGAUGACUGCCAGCAGCGUGCCAGAGGGGCACGCUUACGGGCCAGGGGGGAGCUAUGUCACGGGGUACGGCGGUGGGACGCAGUACAGGGCCCCUGUCAACGCGAAUAGGCAGCAAUGGUCCCAAGGAGGGGGGGGAGCAAGCUCUCAAGGGCAGCAGUUCUCGGGCUCGACCGGGGGAAUAGGACCUGCAGAGAUUAGCAAUUCGGGAUACAAUGCAUAUCCGGCGGCGGCUACCGCAGCCAAUGGACAGCAGCUGAGUUGCCAGAGUACACACUAUGAAGCCCUCCUCCUCUUGAGUAAUUGGAGUACGAUGAGAUUUUACUUGGAAGCCAUGAAAACCGUUUUCGGCGAAGAUGUCAUCUACUCUCUCCAUGAUGGCACACCGGCGGGCCAGAGGAUUUUCCAGAUGGAAAAAAAGACUACGACUAAGUUCAGCGUAGACGAUUAUGAGCAGGCGAAGGAAGAUUUCAAGAGGCUACUGUGGGAAGGCGAUUUAGGGAAGUCUCGUCGACCGUUUCUGCUGGUGGAAUGCUGGGAUAGCGAAAGUGGGUUCGAGAGUUUGAGCAACCUUGAGAAGGGCAUGACCUGUUUUAGAGGCGCAUUUGACGCGGGGCUCUGCGAGUUCGUGGUAGCGCCACAUUUGUUGUAUCUGUCAGAGGCAAUUGACGUAAUGAAGGCUGCGGAGCGCUCAUCACAAACCGUGUCCAAGUUUCGUCUUUGCGCCCAGAAUUUCAAGGUCCCUGCAGGCGAAAGCUCAGGGAGUGAAAAUGCUGCAACUCGUACAGUAAGUGGGAAGAAGGACAGAGCCUCUUGUUCGGCGGUAGUGCAGAAUCAGGCUUCGGCGGCGAAGGAGGAGGCGGUAGAAGAGAAGGACGGUGACGAGCAGCAUCUGCAUACCAACUGGUUAACUGGCAAUGGGUUCGAGUAUGUAAUUGCGGGGAAAAGACAUAGACGAGUUUUCGAGAGCGCGGAGGAAGUCGGAGGGAUGGUGCGCGACGCGCUGCUGAAGGAUCUGAAGGUGAUAGCCUGUAUCGUUGAUACAAAUGGCUUACAGGAUUGUAGGGAGCAGUUGCAAGGGAUUAGAGAUAAGGUGGACAGUGAAGAAAGCUGGCAGAAUAUAGUUAUAGCUUACGAGCCAGUCUGGCCACAGGAAUGGCUGAGUCGGCAGCAGCAGUUCUCGCCGCUCUCUCGUAUGCAGCUGAUGGUCUCUUUCAUCCGACACUGGCUGGCCACGGAAGUGUCGUUACUGACUGCCCAUAGCACUCGGAUUGUCUACGCCGGUCCUCUUGUCAAGGAUAUAGAUGUCCAAAGUCUCGAAACCGUCCAAUUUCUUGAUGGCCUGCUGUUACAAGGAGCUUCCGUGGCGCACUUGUCCCAAACGACCAAUCUUGUUGAUUGGAUUAAGAGGCGUGUGUCAAGUACCUCAGCGGGACCUCGACUUCCGAUGCAACGGAGGAGCGGCCAGAGUACCGGGCAUGAGUAUCCAAUACCGCGUUCUGGCGUGGACGCUCCGAGGAGCCCGAGGUGCCCGACAAGCGAGAACAUGUUACCAGCGCAGCGCAACCGCAGCACAGGCGUUGAGGCGCACAGAUCCUAUCAGGGCCCGAUUGAAGUGCAGCGAUCGACUCCGAUACCAAUAGGUCCAGCGGUCGACGACACGAUAAGGGGUGAGGUUCCUCCCGCGGGAUCCUAUCUGACCUGGCAGUCAGGACGUGACUCGAAUGGCGGACCUGGCAACGACAAAUUCGCGAUGAAGCCGCCCGCCAACGUUCGCAAAUCUCACGGCACAUGCGAAGAUGCUCCGCGUCCUUGGCGAGGUUGAACACGAAGGACCUCGCCGUCCUAGUCUCGCUAGGAUCGUACGAGGAGAGGUGGAUGAUAGGCUCCGAUCCUAUAGGCGAGCAUUU